AUGGCUGGGCCGAACUCGAAAAAGAGGAACCAUCAAGACGUUGGCUCCAAGUCGAAACCUCAACGACCCAAGAAGAAGCAGAAGAAAGCCCAGUACCACAGCGACUCGGACGAAGAAGCCGCCAACCCUGACUUCCACCCCGUCAACCUCCUCGACUCUGACGACGACCUCGACCUCGACAAUGCGGCUGUCGAUGACGUCGGGUCGCUGUCGGGUUCGGACUCGGAGUUAGACUCAGCAGCAUCCGGUUCGGACCUGAAGUUGGGCGAUGACAACGCCGACGCCGCACCUCAAUCAAAACGAGCCGCGCCGCGGCGGAAAUCGCCGGCGAAGACGAAGAAGGCCCCAAGGGACGACAAGUCCGGGAGCGGGGGGGCGGCCGAGGGCCCAGACGGCGAAAGCGUAGACGACAGGGAAGGAGAAGAAGAAGAGGAUGAGGAAGAAGAAGAAGACGACUACGACGACGACGACGCCUCGGCCGCGGCGCGGGCGAAGUCGAAAUCGAAGCGCAACGACCCGGACGCGUUCGCGACGUCGAUGACGAAGAUCCUGUCGACGAAGCUGUCGUCGGUGCGGCGCGCGGACCCGGUGCUGGCGCGCAGCAGGGCGGCGCAGCGGGCGGCGCAGGCGGCGGUGGACGCGGCGCUCGAGACCAAGGCGCGGCGGCACCUGCGGGAGCAGAAGCGGUUGGCGCAGGAGAAGGGGCGGGUGCGGGACGUGCUGGGCGGCGACGGUGGCGAGGCCGCGGCACCCGCCACCGAGUCCGCCCAGCAGACCGAGCGCCGCCUCCGCAAGGUUGCCCACCGCGGCGUCGUCGUCCUGUUCCGCGCCGUCCGCGAGGCCCAGGAGCGCGCCGCCGCCGCAGACCGCCAGGCUCGCCGCGACGGCGCCGUCGGCGUCGACGGCCGCCGCCACAAGGCCAGCGAGAUGAGCCGCCAGGGCUUCCUCGACCUGAUCGCGGCCGGCGGCGGGAAGCUGAAGAAGGGGGGCCUCGAGGAGGCUUAG
Molecule: messenger RNA, 1005 nt
Organism: Durotheca rogersii
Lineage: Eukaryota; Fungi; Ascomycota; Sordariomycetes; Xylariales; Xylariaceae
Product: Rrp15p-domain-containing protein
Exons: 1
Coding region: 1-1005 (334 amino acids)
Biological process (GO): maturation of 5.8S rRNA; maturation of LSU-rRNA
Cellular component (GO): preribosome, large subunit precursor
Source: RefSeq, a predicted model, not a curated record